This is a messenger RNA of Pollicipes pollicipes, 2860 nucleotides long. Its product is annotated as tetratricopeptide repeat protein 29-like. Lineage: Eukaryota; Metazoa; Arthropoda; Thecostraca; Pollicipedomorpha; Pollicipedidae. Gene Ontology annotation, cellular component: cilium. Gene Ontology annotation, biological process: cilium movement. Gene Ontology annotation, molecular function: protein binding. The record is from RefSeq and is a predicted model, not a curated record. The coding region runs from base 166 to 2391 and encodes 741 amino acids. The transcript has 9 exons.
UUUUGUGCAUUUCCUGGAUUCUUUGCCAGCCAAAAGUUGAUUACAUCUAUAGGAACCAACUGAAAACCUAAAUUGCCAUGACUGCUCACCAGGGUUGCAAAAUUGGUUAGCUGGGUCAUAAUCUCCAACAAAAGCUAUGUUUUGCCUUCUGCCACAGAAGCAGACAUGAGCCACAGUGCAUCCCAGACAGAGGGGGCGGGCGGUGCUGCGACUGGCCCAGCUGGCACCAUCCGCUCAGUGCCUGCUGUGGUUAGCUCGAAGGAGGGUGCGGUGGACGUCGAGAAUGGGCAGGACAUCAAUGCCGGUACGUCCGUGACACCAGCGCCCCAAGACAGCCGGGCGUCCGUAGCGUCAGCGCCCCGAGACAGCCGGGCGUCCGUGACGUCAGCGCCCCGAGACAGCCAGGCGUCCGUGACGUCAGCGCUCCGAGACAGCCAGGCGUCCGUGGCGUCAGCGCCCCGAGACAGCCAGGCCUCCGUGGCGUCAGCGCCCCGAGACAGCCGGGCGUCCGUGACGUCAGCGCCUCGAGAUAGCCGGGCGUCCGUGACGUCAGCGCCCCGAGACAGCCGGGCGUCCGUGACGUCAGCGCCCCGAGACAGCCAGGUGUCCGUGACAUCAGUGCCCCGAGACAGCCAGACAUCAGCACAGUCAAAGGGCUCUGGCCCCGUGUCGGCCUCCGGAUCGGCGGAGCAAGCGUCGUUCCAUCACAGGGUUAGCAUUCAGACGCCCUCCAUGCAGGCUGCUGGGAAGAAAGGUGGAGAGGAAGGUGGCCAAGAUGGAGAAAAAGAAGAGAAAACAGAGCAGGAUCAAUAUGAGCUGGCCGAGGAGCGGCACCGGGCGCUGCGCGAGCGGCUGCUGCACCUGACGCAGCCGCGCGCUUCCAUCCUGAGCGAGCGCGGCGAGGCGCGGCCCGGCGCCAGCGAGCAGCGCAGCAUCAUCAGCCAGUACCUGCGCCAGCGCGACCCGCGCCUCUUCAUCAGCAGCCAGCGGCGCGUGGUGCGCUCCUUCCUGCCGCCCAUCUUCCGCAGCCGGUUCGCGCCGGCCGAGACGCCGCAGCGCGCUGCCAGCUCUCAGCGGCGCCUGCCGUCCAAGAUGGCAGAAACACAGCGUACCAUGGAGCGCACGUACUCGACCAAGAAGCACCGGAUGCCGGCCGAGCAGGAGCUGGAGGACCGCAUUCUGCGCGAGCGUUGCCAGCUGCCCAUGCUGAGCAGGGCCAGCGCCCACUGCCAUCGGAGCGAGAUGAAGCACAACUUCUGUAUCGACGUGCUGGAGCGAGGCUGCCACCAGACGCACACGGAGAUGUUCCACAUCCUGCGACGCGACGAGGCGGUGAAGGCGGCCAUGGCCGAUCCGCCGGCGCUCAUCGAAUACACGCCGCACAAGCUGCAGAAGCUCAAGCAGUGCCUCGUCGACAUGGAAGAGGCUGUCCGGAAAUUGGAUUAUAUGUCCGGGUACGCCUCCGCAAACGACCUGGCCUUUUUCUUCCUGAAAGAGCCCGCUGAUCUGUGGCUGGCUAACCACUUCUUCGAUAAAUGCCUCGAGUUCGGGAAGAAGAUCGAUGACGACGGGAAGAUGCGGGAGAGCGAGGCGCAUUGCAACGUGGGCAUCAUGAAUUUCUUUGAUGGCAACAUCGACCUGGCGCUGACGCACCUGGAGAAGUUCCGUCGGCUCUCCUACAAGCAGGUGUGGGAGACGAUCGACAACUACUCCUACUAUCGCUACUCGUGCCUGCUGCUGCAGGACGUCUACCUCAGCCAGGCCGUGGCCGCCGAGAAGGAGGACCUGGAGAAGGCUUUCAAACUGUACCUGCGCGCCUCGGUCAUGGCCAACCAAGCCCAGAACAUGCAGGCUGAGGCGAUGGCGCAAUACAACCUGGGUGAGAUCCAGGAGAAAAUGUGCAACUGGCAGAACGCACUGCGCCGCUACGACGCCUACCUGCGCCUCUCCGACAAGCUUCUCAACUUCAAGGGCGUGUGCACCGGCUGCUUCAAGGUCGCCAAGUGCCACGAGGCUAUGGAUAAGCUGCCCCUGGCCGUGGAUAACCUGAAGAGGAGCGAGCAUAUCGCGCGCGGGCAGCACCUGGACGAGGAGAUUAUCCGGGCCAGCUCCGAGCUUGGUCACAUCUACCUCUCCAUGGGCAAGAACGACCUGGCGUUCCGGCAGUUCAUGCAGGCCUACCAGUACGUGGAGCUCUCGGAGAACGUCAUCAACGACCACAGCUACGUGGCCAGCGCCAUGGUGGGCAUCUCCAGCGCCAGCAGGCUGCUGGCCGACUUCAACGAGCUCGUGUACGUGUGGGGCGACGAGGAGUUGGAGCGGGUGCUCGCCUGGAAGACGGCCCGGGAGGGCAUGCACGUGGAGGAGCGCGCCGGGUCCAAGUGGAUUUAGCGUCGGCCUGCGCUGCCGGUGCUGCUGCGUUGUCUUCAGCCGCUGCUGACCGCAGCUGUGUGUCGUGCCGUCGCUAGUUUCGAAGGCGAGAGGAGAGGAGGGGAUGCAGCCCCCGAUGCUGCGGAAGCUCCGCGGUGCGUGCAGCUGUCCGGUGGCCCAGGGCGGCCUGUUGUGGUGUUGGCGACGCGACGCAAAAGUGUUUCAGUGACCGCGGAAGUCCAACCGACGGGGGACAAAAAGCUUGCUUCAGUGUCUGGAUGCUGGUUGUGAGAUUGGGAUUGGCAAAUCCGUUGUUGAAAAAUGCUCAAUAUAUUUAGCAUGCAUAUGUUGUGUGCUUGAUAUGUGUCAGCCCAACCAUUUAUCUAAGGGCAAUGCGAAUCGAAAGCAGAUCACGAUAUCGAAGUAGACGUAUUUGCCAAAUGGCACGUGUGUAGAGCAAAUUUGCAUGUGUACCUACUUGUGUGUUCUA